This is a messenger RNA of Plasmopara halstedii, 1233 nucleotides long. Its product is annotated as atp-dependent rna helicase eif4a. NCBI's taxonomy places the organism in Eukaryota, Oomycota, Peronosporomycetes, Peronosporales, Peronosporaceae. Bases 1 to 1233 code for a protein of 410 amino acids. The record is from RefSeq and is a predicted model, not a curated record. The transcript has 2 exons. Gene Ontology annotation, molecular function: RNA helicase activity; RNA binding; ATP binding.
AUGGCUGAUGCCGAGGAUCGUAAGCCGACUGAUCAGGUCGAAGAUGGUCAGACUGAGCAGAUGCAACUCAAUGAAGGAGAUAUUGAGACGAAUUGGGAUGAGGUUAUUGAGACGUUUGACGGGAUGGACCUGCGUGAGGACCUGCUGCGUGGUAUCUAUGCUUACGGUUUUGAGAAGCCGUCUGCUAUUCAGCAACGCGCGGUAAAGCCUAUUCUUUUGGGCCACGACUGCAUUGCUCAAGCUCAAUCCGGUACCGGUAAGACCGCCACGUUCGCCGUGUCUAUUCUGCAGAAGAUUGAUAUUGGUCUUAAGGAGACCCAGGCUCUGAUUCUCGCUCCUACACGUGAGCUUGCGCAGCAAAUUGUCAAAGUCGUUGUUGCCAUUGGUGACUAUAUGAGCGUUCAGGUGCAUGCUUGUGUCGGUGGUACUGCAGUGCGUGAUGACAUUCGCACGUUGCAGCAGGGCGUGCACAUCGUGGUAGGCACUCCUGGUCGUGUAGGUGACAUGAUCAAUCGUCGUGCUUUGCGUACAGACGAGGUCAAAAUGUUUGUGCUUGAUGAAGCCGAUGAAAUGCUGUCUCGUGGAUUCAAGGAUCAGAUUUAUGAAGUUUUCAGAUUUCUCCCUGAAAAAGUUCAAGUGGCUCUGUUCUCGGCCACGAUGCCUUUGGAUGUGCUUGAAGUUACUCACCGCUUCAUGCGCGAGCCUAUUCGUAUUCUCGUAAAGCGUGACGAAUUGACACUUGAAGGUAUUAAGCAAUUCUUCAUUGCCAUUGACCGCGAAGAGUGGAAGUUUGACACGCUCUGCGAUCUCUACGAAACGUUGACGAUCACACAGGCCAUCAUUUACUGCAACACGCGCCGAAAAGUCGAUUGGUUGACUGAAAAAAUGCAGUCGAAGGACUUUACGGUGUCAGCCAUGCACGGUGACAUGGAGCAGCGUGAGCGUGACAUUAUUAUGCGUGAAUUUCGCUCAGGCUCCUCACGUGUGUUGAUCACCACUGACCUGUUAGCCCGUGGUAUUGAUGUGCAGCAAGUGUCGCUUGUUAUCAACUAUGACCUUCCUACGAACCGUGAAAAUUAUAUUCAUCGCAUCGGUCGUUCGGGUCGUUUCGGUCGUAAGGGUGUGGCCAUUAACUUCUUAACGCAUAAUGACGUGCGAUACUUGCGCGACAUUGAGCAGUUUUACAACACGCAGAUCGAUGAGAUGCCCAUGAACGUCGCGGACCUUAUUUAA